GAACCCGUGUCCAGCGGCGUGCUGACUCCGCAACUCGCAGUAGAGGACUGCGGACGCGAGGUGUACGCCGAUGGACGGGCUCUCCACGCGUUCCGAGUGUACAACAAGGCCAUGCCAGACCAAGGCGGAAAGGUGGCAACCACAAGUGCAGGAGCAGCUCAGAAGUGGAUCUCAGCCAUUGAAGAGUCCAUCAAGGAAUCUGAGACUGGGGGCAAGCCAGAGAAAGCAUCUGUGGGAGAGCGCACUCUCACUCGCUUGGUAUCCAUUGGUCAAGGCCUGGGGGACAUCUUUACUCGAGAGAUGCAAGCAGAUGUGGACGUGGGAGGGGAUGCGAUUGAGACCACCAAGUGGAGAAUCUUCAAAGUGGCGGACGGCCUUCGGUUCUUCCACGAAGCAUCUGAGGAGGGCUUUGAGUCGCUGAUCAAGGCGGAGGGGGUGGUGGAGGCAUCAGCCGACAGCAUCUUUGAAGUCCUCAUGAGCACCAGCGCUCCCCUCUCCAUGCAGUGGGACACGUUCACAGUGGAGAACGAGGUGGUGGAGGCCGUGGAUGGCCACACGGACAUCAUAUUCGCUAUAGUCACCAACAGGCAGUACACUCACGGGAGGCCGUUGGAGAAGGAGGUGCUGGCCUCACGCACAUGGAGGCGCAACCACGACGGGUCUUAUGGCAUCACCACUUUCAACACCCUUCACGACUCCAAGCCCCCUAAUGCCCGCCGCCCGCGCCUUGAUUUCGCAUGUAAGCACUGCCCUUGCAUUGCAUGUAACCGUGGCUUUCCAAAUAUUGGGGUCAUGGGACAUCUUCCCGCUCACCCCAUCCCCCCCCUUCCCUCCCCCUCCUUCCCUUUCCGUCCCCUUAGCUCCCCAUCCCCUCUGUCCUUUCAACCAGUGGGAUCGUGGGACAUCCUCCCGCUCACCCCUGCUCGCCCCAAGACCGACCACGUGCAGUGCCUCGUGCGUCCCAAGCCGCUCAUCCUCACCCACCCCAUCCCUCCUCCCCCUCCCUCCCUUUCCCUUCCUUUCUUUCAACCAGUGGGGUCAUGGGACAUCCUCCCCCUCACCCCUGCCCGCCCGAAAGCGUGUCCUCCCCCGUUCCCGUUCACCCUCCCCUCCUUAAUCUACUCCUUCCAUACCCCCUCUUCCCUCCCUUUGUUCUCUCCUUUCCUCCAACCAGUGGGAUCGUGGGACAUCCUGCCACUGACCCCUGCCCGCCCCAAGUCGGGCCACGUGAAGUGCCUCGUGCGCCACGUCAUCGAGCUCGGCACUGCGCCCUCCCUCUCCUCCUCCCCCUCCUCCCGCUACACCGACAGCCCCACUCCACCCACCCCUAGCAAGCGCUCCGUCUCCCCAUCCCCCUCCGCCUUCGCCUCUCAGAGCGUCUCCUCCCCCGUGCACUCGGCUCUCCCCAGACCUGCGCAAGCGGUCGCGGGAGUGGCGAAAGCCGCUGCGGGGAGGCCGAUUUCGUUUAUCAAGGGGUUGAUGAGGGAGAAGAAGGAGAAGGAGCUGCCGAAAUUGGCAUCUGUAGCAGUGGGGGGAGGGGUGGGAGGAGCAGGGGGGGUGGGAGGUGGGGGAUUAGUGGAGGUGGAGGAGGAGGCGGACGGGCAUGUGGCGUUUGAGGAGUUUGCGGACUCAUUCCCGUACGCCUCGCUGUGCCGCAUUGCAGGACUGAGGGAGUACUUUGCAGCACAGCCGGCCAUGGAGGAGCAUGUGGAGAGGAAUACCGAGGAGGUGGUCGCUAGCCUGAUGGAGAGGACUGAGAGCCUUGAGGACCAGUUCUUUGAUGCCGAAGGGGAAGAGGCUGAACCCGCUAAGGAAAAGGUGUCAGCCAAGGCGCGCUGGCAGGGGCUCAAGUGGAUGGUGCAGUUUGGCUUCCGCCUGCGAUCCCUGUUCCUGGUGGAGGAGGAGGAGGCGGACAAGGAGCGCUGGGAGGUGCGCAGGGAGCUGCAAGUAGACGCCACACCCACCGACCUGCUCGCGGUGGGGGAGAAGCUGCGCGCGCAGGCGUCCCUGCCGCUGGGAGUUGACCCCAAGGACGCCCAUGCGUGGAAGCAGGCAGUUUCCGAUAACUUCUGUGUCAGAGGGGCCACCUACCUGUCCGAUGGCAUCAAGAUCCCAGCAGCCCAGCCGCUGCUCUCGCUGCUGGCUGUGGACUGGUUCAAGUCGGAUUCGCGCAUUGACAAUGUGGCAGCACGACCCGGGUCUGUCAUGCAGUCGGAGGCGGGGAAGAAGCUGCCAUUCGUAUUUGUGCUCAACCUGCAAGUGCCCGGCAAGCCCAACUACUCGUGUGUCGCUUACUUUGCUGCCGACCGCCCUGUCAAGAAAGAUUCUUUGCUGGGGAGGUUUGUGAACGCGGAGGAUGACUCGUUCCGGAACAGCCGCUUCAAGCUCAUUCCGCGCAUCGAGGAGGGCUUCUGGGCAGUGAAACGGGCAGUUGGAACAAAAGCUGCUAUUCUGGGGAAGGCACUCACCUGCAGCUAUUUCAAGGGGGAGAACUACUUGGAGAUGGACGUGGACGUGGGGUCGUCCUCAGUGGCUCGCAGCGUCAUCGGCCUCGUGCUCAGCUACGUCACGUCGCUUGUCGUGGACCUGGCACUUCUCAUCGAGGCCCAAGCUGCAGACGAGCUUCCUGAGUAUCUCCUGGGCACGAUCACUCUCAUGCGGCUUGAACCGAAGAAGGCGAUUGACCCCCCUCCUGCUUGA
Molecule: messenger RNA, 2700 nt
Organism: Closterium sp. NIES-65
Lineage: Eukaryota; Viridiplantae; Streptophyta; Zygnematophyceae; Desmidiales; Closteriaceae
Source: the annotation of a GenBank genome assembly